AUGCUAUCAGUCCUCCCGGCAGCGCGCUCAAAAGCGACGAGCUCAUCUGCAACGACCAUUCUCCAGACUCGCACGGUAUCCUCGUCGCCGUAUGGCCGGACGCACGUGUGGAAACACCGCCAGCGCAAACUCCCGAAUCCGGUCGUGCCCCAGUUCCCGCAGCUCGUCAUCCGUGCGGACGGCAGCUCCUUCACUCAAUGGACAACAUCACCGCGGUCAUUUAUGAAGCUCACACGUGACACGACCAAUGCGCCAUUAUGGAACGUGUCGGCGCUCGCGAACGAGGGGAUGCAGGAGGAGAGCGAGACCACUGGUCGUCUGGGAAGAUUCAGCAGGCGGUUCGAUCGGAGGGGAAGGGCAAAAGGUCAUAGGUUCACCUGCUUCAUCUUAGUACUCCGCCGUCGCAGGAUGCAGAUCCCAUCCGGCGUCACAUAUCAUAUAGCCUGUGUAGCUUUUUAA
Messenger RNA from Peniophora sp. CBMAI 1063, 459 nucleotides. Lineage: Eukaryota; Fungi; Basidiomycota; Agaricomycetes; Russulales; Peniophoraceae. The record is from the annotation of a GenBank genome assembly.